Branchiostoma floridae (Florida lancelet) is the source of this 2011-nucleotide messenger RNA. Its product is annotated as coiled-coil domain-containing protein 105-like. NCBI's taxonomy places the organism in Eukaryota, Metazoa, Chordata, Leptocardii, Amphioxiformes, Branchiostomatidae. The record is from RefSeq and is a predicted model, not a curated record.
GGUGGUUUCCAUAACGACGGUGUGUAUGGAGAUGACGCCUCGGGGCAAGGAGGCUUGAUUUUAUCAAUACACGGCUUUAAAAGUGCACUCCUGGCAUCCUCCUAGGAUUUCCUGGCGGCGAUUUCUCUGUUUUUGACGCAGGAACAAGAUGGCAGUGACUACCAGGGGUGUCCUGCCCAUGGCGACGGCCACGAUCGGGCCGGACUCGUGGCGAGACGCGACGGUUCGCGGGAUCAAGGUGGCACAGAAGGUGGUGGAUAAGAGUGAAAAAGGCGCCAUCCUGGGUAAGCAGCUGGACCCACUGCCGACCCUUCGUGACAACUGUGCCGUGCAGAGCAACACUACCAUCCACAAGUACGUACGGGAGGUGCGCAUGGUGGUGGUGUCCCUCAGGGAGUACCUGCUGGACACCAACGAGGAGAUCAAGUCUCUGAUCCGGGGGAAGGAGGCUCUGGAGAAGGCUCUGGAGCACCGCAGGAAGGACAUCCUCCUCAACCAGCAGAGCACGGCCAUCAGGCUCACCCGCCCGCCCAGGGAGAAGAUACUUGAUGGUGCGGAUGAGCUGCUUCAAGCAGAACUGAAACAUCUUCUGAAGCUGAAGAAGACCCUGGAAGCCCAGCUUAGGGAAACACAGAAACAUCUACAGGAGUUAGAUGGAGUGCGUAAGCUGCUUACCGCGGUGAUCCAGGAGAGGUCACAUGUUAUGGACCUCAUCACCCACGCUGUCUCCUCCGUCACAGCGAACGGACGUCUUUCCUCCCGCCGCGAGGGGAGAUACUCUCGCCAGGAGGAAAUGCGACCGGAGUCACCAAGCAACCCCAUGUUGGGUGAGCCUGACCCAAUGGGACCGUACACACCUGAUGCAGCUAAAGCCAUAGAAGAGGCGCGGGAAGCUAACCUGAAGUCCGCGGCUCUGCGGAGGGCGAUCAAGGACUCGAUUGACAAGACCACUAUGCUGCAACAGGCUGCACACCGCUCCGUCAACGAUGGUCUCACACAGAAGUUGGCAGAGACCAUCACUAUGACACAACAUUUACAAGUCAGCUCCGGCGAGAACAGGGCCGCCAUGCACAGGGCACAACGUUGGUAUGACACCACCGACAAAGCAAGAACUAUAACCAUGGGUCCAGUGUCCAGCAGUGAUCUGACCACACGCGAGCGGCUGGAUCGGCCGCUGGUCCGUGUUUACCAGCGUCACCCUGGUAACCAACUGCCAGAGACACAUGACAUCAUCUCGGGACAAGUAGACUUGUUGAAGUCCUUAAAAGCAACCAGCCGCAACCUGGGUCUGCUACAUCUGGCCAGAAAUAAACUUAGGACACAUCUUUUGUAGCAGCAAGUUAGCACCAACUGCAGCAAAAUAUUACAAAAUAUCUCACAUUUAUAGUCCAAUCCUGGUUUAUUCCAAUAUACAAUAUUGGAAAAACCAAACUAUGCCAUCACACCUAUUAAGAUUAUUCCAGCUUUUUUGUGUGUGACAUGCAUUGUUUUCAUUCCAUAUAUUUCCAUGAAGUUUCUUCAAGUUAUUUUAUUCCUUAAAGUUUGCAAAUAACUGGUUUGAAAGUAUAACUUUCUACCUUUCUAGUUAUUACAAAUUUGUUACAUUCAAGAAAUGUAAUUGAUCUACAAUAAUUGAAAUUGGUUGAAUGUAAUAUAAUUUUUGUGCUACACCGAUCUGUAUGAAAAAAUUCUAAAAACUUGCACCCUUCUAUUUUUAUGUACAAGUUAUAAAAUUCAAUACAUUCAAGGCCAUAUUAAGUAGAAGUUGGAUUCAGUUUAUUAGAAUUGUUAAUUAUUUGUAGGUACAAGCGGGUUGAACAGUGAGAAUGCUGCUAGAAAACUACGAAGUGGAACACUUAUUUUUUGUUACCAAUUGUAUAUCACGUUGUAUGUGAUGUGGCACAACACUAGAUACAUGUACAUAAAGUUUUAUAACGGCUCUUGUCACCACAGCUGUGGCCUGCCAUAUAUUUGUGUGGUUUCAGUGUGAUUAAACUUUGUUGUGGACGAU